CCCGUUGCAGGCUCCAUUAUAUCAUUGUUUCAUCCCCCUUUCCUUUCUAUCGCACUUUCUCGCCGUGUUGUCAUUCCGUCGUGUUCCGUGUUCUGUGCUGGUUUGCCGUGGUGUUUCGGUCUAUCCCUCUCUCUUCGCGCAUCGCUUUGCGCUAGGUGACGCGCUCGCGCUCACGUGUGUUUGUGCGUUGCUUUGAUAAACGACACCCCCCCCCCCCGCCCCUUUUCCGACCUUUUCAAACCUCUUUUCCAUCCUUCAUUCUUCCCACCUCGACACUCCUGUUCGAAUACCAUUGCAAACGAGGAGGAGCCCUCGAGUGUCUUCGACGAGUGAGUGUGUUUGCUUCAAAAGGCAACGUCUUGUGUGGCUGUGUGCGUUUUGUUUUUGGGUGUUGUUUUUGUUUGGCUGGAACCGAUCGGGUACGAGACGACGAGGCAUAAAAUACAGCCUCCACCAAAAAUGUUUGUGGCCAUCGGUUGCUCGCGGCACCGAAGCGCGACAAGGUGGCGUGACGUGGUGGUGGUACGCCGCCAAAAGUGCGAGUGUUGAAUGGAAGUGGAAUGCUGUGAUGAAGGGAAGAAAACAACAAAAACAAAAACCAAAGAUCGUAUUGGGGUGGAUUUACCAAAAGCAAAACGCGGAACUGUUGGGAAUGUCUUUCGGAAGUGAGUUUGUCGAGCGUGUUCGGAAUGGUGAUGCGUAAAACGAGUUUCUGCCCCAAACUAAGGCGACAACGACGGCCGAACGCAAAUGAAAACUUUGGUGAACAUAUAGCCCCGAACAGUGAUGUGUGUAUGUGUUUUUUCUCGUCUAUCGUGAACACCAACGGCUGGAGUGAUCGAGUUUGUACAAGAUCGUCCACCUGACACUGACCCUUACGCAUCUGUGUACGGGGUGUUUGCCUUCGUGCCAGCGACGCAGCUCUACCAGAUACUAACGCGUAGUUGUUCCAAGGAGGACAUCUAACACGGAAUAAGAUUCGCAUCCUCAGCUGCUGGCUAAUCGCGGUGCAGUUGAUCUCAGUAUAAUCGGGUCAGCGCAAAAAGAAUGUGGUGCACCAGCUCCAGACGGAAACGACGAAAGUGAAUUCGCUAGCAGGGUUGAACUGAUUAUUUUUCAUCCAGUGUGUAAAGUCUGUGAUAGUUUUACAAAAGCUCCGUUCUGUUCAAUCUUCAGCAACAUCAGUAUCCGAGUGUCACCGAAUGGUUGUAUUAGUAGUGCAGUAGCGUUAGGAAGUGAACCUUAUUCCACCACUUGUGUUGUGUAAAGUUUUGGUGUUAAUACGUUGUGCGUUCAGAGAAGGCGAAUGGUACGUUUACUUGUGGUCGGUAGCUUGAAUCAAGCGUAAGAACAAGCAAACAUGUGCUGCAAAUGUAUUUUUAGUUGCUGGGAAGACUUUUACUGGAAUUGUAUUGAGGAAAAAUUCUGCUUCGACGAAUCACUUGUUAACUACGAUCCGGACGAGGAUGAGCAUGCGGCCAAGAACAAGAACAAAAACGGGUACUACGGCAGCCCGGCGGGCGACUCGGGCGAAAACAACAAUGCACCAAUCUGCCGGCAGCCGGGCGUUUCGUCCGGCAUUCCUCGCAACAUGUCGAUGAGCUCAAAAAUACACGAGGACGACCUGCGGCGUGAAAUUCAAACCAACGUUCCAAUGCUGGCACCGGAAGUGAUGGCCAUCUUUGCUAAUUCGCAAAUUUUCCAAUCCAGCGCACCGCCGAAGCAGCCGACGUCCAAAGCGACCUCACCGGCGUCGGUGAAGUUUGCCAUUUCCGAUUCCGGUUCACCGAUCGAGGUGACACCGGUGGGGGCGUCCACCGCGGGCAACCGUACCGCCGGCGAAAGCGAACAGUCGGCCGCGCCGGCACUGCACCAGGACGGUGCCGAAGGUCGGGAGCUCAGCUCCGAUAAGCUUCUCCAGCGGCUCGAAGGUAGCAGCGGCAGCUCGCUCGACGAACGGGACAGCCGGAUCGUCGUUAUACCGGCCAUCGUCGAGGAGGACGACGGUUCGGACGAGGGAUGGCAUGAUUCGGAAGUUGUCCUGCGACCGCCCCGCAACUUCUCCGAGCUUAGCCUGUCGAAAUCGAUACCGAGCAACAAAACGAUUAGCCAUCUGCAGGCCGACCUGCCCUACUUUUCGAUCCGUCCGGCCAGCGAAAACGACAUCUUCACGAUAUCGUCCGGCGGGGGAGGUGCUGGCGGUGCCGGAGGUGUCGGUAGUGGUGGUGGUGCUAGUGGUGGUGCCGGUGGUAGCACGUACAACUCCAUCAGCAUGACCCCGGAGGUGCCGGCCAUCUCGUACUCGAACCUGCCGAAGAACUACCUCGAGACGCCGGUGAUCGAGAAGUACCGGGAGUCGGUCAGCCUGUACUCGAUCCAGACGGCGGGCAUCAAUCGACAGUCGCAGACGGACGAUCUGUCGAUGCCACGGUACUACGGCAAGUCGGACCUGUUCGUGUCCGGCAUCGAUCGGGCGAACAGUCGCAGCGCUGAUGCGGUGGAGAUGGGCCGGUCGGACGAUGGCAGCGGUUCGCUUACGUUUAGCAGCAGCUCGCUGGCCAAGGGUGGUGGCCGGUCGCGCAAUGUGGAGCGCAGCAAGCGGCUGAUGAAUCUGCGCACCGCUUUGCCACCGCUAAAUUUGGGCCUGGUCCGCGGCAGCUCGGCAUCGAAUUUGCGCGAUCGGCGCGAGGAUCGGGAAUCGCGCGAACGGGACAAAUCGGAGAAGCGCAAGGAAGGGCUGCGUGUUUAGGGCGCUGCGUAUCGUUGAAGGGGCAGUGUUUACUUAAGAGGGGAAGGAAGAAUUCCGCGUGCCACACAGUACAGUAUACGGUUUGGGGAAGGUGGUUUGUAGAGCCAGUCUCCAUCCAGGAUCAAGAUUUGCUGCUUAACGAUUAGUUUUUGUUUUAAAUGUGUUACAAGGAGGUAUGUUUUGUUGUUGUAGUUUUAUGAAUUAAAUGAAAGUUUAACUUAAAGGUAAAGCGGCGUAGCUGAGCCAUUCUCGUAUAGAGGGAGUUUCAAGCGAGAGAGACAAAAUGAAUUCCAGAGAGAUACAAUUGUAAGAUACAUUUCAA
This is a messenger RNA of Anopheles merus, 3071 nucleotides long. RefSeq lists its product as uncharacterized. The record is from RefSeq and is a predicted model, not a curated record. The transcript is spliced from 7 exons. Bases 1361 to 2749 code for a protein of 462 amino acids. NCBI's taxonomy places the organism in Eukaryota, Metazoa, Arthropoda, Insecta, Diptera, Culicidae.